GUGGGCAAAUGGCUAUGAGUAAAAAUGAAAAUGAGUUUCUCAGAUUCUCUUCCUCACAGCUCCUACCUGAAAAAUGCCGGUAACCAUGCAAAAGAGAUGGUCUCCUCUUCUCUAUCAUCGAAACCGGCAUCUUGAAGUUGAAGCAACCUCUCUGUUCCCGGUUUCUGGUUUUUCCCUGACACCGUUGUCUUCCUCCUCCUUUGCUGUUCUCGAGUAGGGCUUCGUGUUCUGCAACAGAGGAAUCACUCCUUGUUUAUAGAUCUGGAGGAAAUGGUUCUGGAUUUGCACUAAAGCUGUCAAAUUUGGUCACUGGUACUGGAUUUUCCAUGCGCCGGAGAUGGAGUCGAUACUCGCUCGAGCUUUAGAGUACACGCUCAAGUACUGGUUGAAAUCUUUCUCCAGAGACCAGUUUAAAUUGCAUGGGCGAACCGUUCAGCUCUCCAAUUUAGAUAUAAAUGGAGAUGCUCUACAUGCUAGUGUUGGGUUGCCCCCGGCAUUGAAUGUUACGACUGCGAGAAUUGGGAAGCUGGAGAUAAAGCUUCCGUCGGUUAGCAAUGUACAGACGGAGCCAAUUUCUGUUCAAAUUGAUAGACUCGAUCUGGUACUGGAGGAGAAUUCGGAUUCGAACAUCGGAAGGAGCUCAACCAGUACCCAAACAUCCAGCAACUCUGGGAAGGGCAGUGGUUAUGGAUUUGCGGAUAAGAUUGCAGAUGGAAUGACCUUAGAAGUGGGUACUGUUAACCUUUUGCUUGAAACUCGUGGCGGUGUUCGUUCCCAAGGAAGAGCAACAUGGGCAUCACCUCUAGCAUCUAUCACAAUACGGAACCUUUUGCUGUAUACAACAAAUGAGAAUUGGCAGGUUGUGAAUCUUAAAGAAGCAAGGGACUUUUCCAAUAAUAAGAAAUAUAUAUAUGUGUUUAAAAAACUUGAAUGGGAAUCGUUAUCUGUUGACCUCUUACCUCAUCCUGAUAUGUUUGCUGAUGCUCAUAUAACAUGUUCUAAUAAUGGAGCAAAUAAGCGUGAUGAUGAUGGUGCAAAGCGGGUUUUCUUUGGUGGUGAACGUUUUCUUGAAGGAAUAUCUGGACAGGCUUAUAUAACAAUUCAAAGGACAGAGUUAAAUAAUCCAUUAGGGCUUGAGGUUCAAUUUCAUAUUACAGAAGCUGUUUGUCCUGCCUUAAGUGAACCAGGUUUACGUGCUCUUCUGCGCUUUUUGACGGGUUUGUAUGUAUGCCUGAAUAGAGAUGUGGACCCAUACGCUCAAGAGCGGUGUACAGAGGCAGCAGGACGAUCCCUUGUUUCUAUUAUUGUAGACCAUAUAUUUCUAUGCAUAAAAGAUGCUGAGUUUCAGCUCGAGCUUCUGAUGCAAUCACUCUUCUUUUCCCGGGCGAGUGUAUCAGAUGGAAAAAAUACAAAAAACUUGUCUCGGGUAAUGGUUGGUGGACUGUUUCUAAGGGACACCUUCUCACAUCCUCCAUGUACCUUAGUGCAGCCAUCAAUGCAGGCUGUUACAAAAGAUCUUCUGCAUGUUCCAGAAUUUGGAUUGAAUUUUUGUCCUCCAAUCUAUCCUCUCGGAGAACAACAGUGGCAAUUAAAUGAAAGUAUUCCCCUGAUUUGCCUCCAUUCUCUUCAGAUCAAACCCUCACCAGCUCCUCCAUCUUUUGCUUCACAAACAGUCAUUGACUGCAAGCCACUUAUGAUUAAUCUUCAGGAGGAAUCAUGUUUGAGGAUUUCUUCCUUCUUAGCCGAUGGUAUUGUGGUCAAUCCUGGUGCUAUUUUACCAGAUUUCUCUGUUAAUUCACUUGUAUUCACUCUCAAAGAAUUAGAUAUCACUAUUCCUCUGGAUGCUGGGAAGUCAGAUAGUUGCAUUGUCAAUGGUGGCAAUACUUUUCAGAAUGCAUUUGCUGGAGCAAGGCUUCAUAUUGAGAACAUGUUCUUCUCAGAAUCACCAUCGUUGAAACUAAGCCUACUGAACUUGGAAAAGGAUCCUGCUUGCUUCUGUCUCUGGGAUGAUCAACCAAUUGAUGCCAGCCAGAAGAAGUGGACGACUCGAGCUUCACAUCUCAGUCUAUCUCUUGAAACUUGCAGUGGCUUAACAGAAAAUCGAAGUUUUAUUGACUGGUCUGAUGGUUUGUGGAGAUGUGUUGAACUACAUGAUGCCUGUAUUGAGGCAGCUAUGGUCACAGCUGAUGGGAGCCCACUUGUUACUGUUCCCCCCCCUGGAGGUGUCGUCAGAAUUGGAGUAGCUUGUCAACAAUACAUAUCCAACACUUCAGUUGAACAGCUGUUCUUUGUUUUGGAUCUAUAUGCCUACUUUGGUAGAGUCAGUGAAAAGAUAGCAAACGUUGGAAAAAUUAAUAGACAGAAGAGUAGUAGAAAGGAAUCCAUUGGAGGAAGGUUAAUUGAAAAGGUUCCUGGUGAUACAGCUGUGAGUUUAGAAGUGAAGGACCUCCAGCUUAGAUUUCUAGAACCUUCUUCUUUGGAUAUUCAAGGGAUGCCCUUGGUCCAAUUUGUUGGAGAAGAUCUGUUUAUUAAAGUUACACAUCGGACCCUAGGUGGUGCAAUUGCAGUGUCAUCGAAUAUUCGUUGGGAAAGUGUUCGGGUGGACUGUGUAGACGCAGAGGGAAACCUGGCACGAGAAAAUGGUGCAAUGGUGACUCCUCUCGGACAUGAACUUCUGGUUGCUGGAAAUGGGUAUCCACAGAUGAGAGCUGUCUUUUGGAUUGAGAACAGUAGAAAGCAUCAGCCAAAUGGCAUUUCUCCAACACUUCCAUUUUUAGAGAUAAGCAUGGUGCAUGUGAUUCCAUAUAAUGCACAAGACUCAGAGUGUCACACUUUAACUGUACUUGCAAAGGUCUCUGGUGUUCGCCUUGGUGGUGGAAUGACUUAUGCUGAAGCUCUGUUGCAUCGUUUUGGUAUAUUUGGACCAGAUGGUGGUCCUAGUGAGGGGCUUUCGAAAGGGUUGAAGAAUUUAUCUGCUGGACCAUUGUCAAAGCUGCUUAGAGCAUCAUCACUUAUUGGGGAUGUUAAGGAAGAGAGUGGAAGUUCUGAAGUUGGGGAAAAUGGUAUUCUCCUGGAAUUGGGAAUGCCAGAUGAUGUGGAUGUAUCAAUGGAAUUGAAAGACUGGCUAUUUGUUCUUGAGGGAGCCCAGGAGAUGGCAGAAAGCUGGUGGCUUUACAAUGACAAUGAUGCUGGAAGGGAAGAGAGGUGUUGGCACACCACUUUCCAGAGUCUGCAAGUGAAGGCAAAAAGUAAUCCAAAACAUGUUGGUAAUGGCACAGGAAAAUUAAAUAGGAAGCAGAAAUAUCCCAUAGAAUUUAUCACAGUUGGUGUGGAGGGCUUGCAAGCAUUGAAACCCCACGCCAGUUUUUCAUCAAGAGGAGCCAAAGGAACAGGGGGGUACUCAGGGGGGGUUAAUCUUGAAGUAAGAAUUGUGGUUUCUGAGGAUGUUGAGGAAAGCGAAAUGGCCAAGUGGGUUGUGGAAAAUUUGAAAUUCUCUGUUAAACAACCGAUUGAGGCUGUUGCAACCAAAGAGGAACUGCAACAUCUUGCUCUUCUGUGCAAGUCUGAAGUUGAUUCUAUGGGUCGAAUAGCUGCUGGAAUUCUUCGCUUACUCAAGCUUGAAGCAUCUAUUGGUCAGGCAGCAAUAGAUCAACUAAGCAACCUUGGAGGUGAGAGCUUGGACAAGAUUUUCACCCCAGAGAAGCUCAGCCGUCGAAGUAGUGCUUACAGCAUUGGGUUCACACCAACACCAAAAAUGAUUAGUGAGAGCCCAAGCCAGAGCUUGGAAUCAACUGUGGUUUCACUUGAGGCAGCAAUUCUGGACUCUCAAGCCAAGUGCUCGGCCCUUGUUGCUGAAUUUUGUAGUCCAGAAUCUUCUAUACAACAACAUCUUGUGGAUAUUAAGCAACUAAGUCAGAAGCUCGAAAAUAUGCAGAAUCUGUUGACAAAAUUGCGGACUCAACUUUUAUAAGCUUUUAUUUUCCCCUCCGCUGGAUGUGGCUGGGAAUAAAAUUUUCCAACUACAUACAUUUGGCCAUUCUUUUGUAUAUAUAUAGUAUAAAUAUAAAUACAUGUUCAGAGGAUGGAAGAAACAGACAGAAAUAAAGAGAGGUUAAUGUAGUCCAUUGAAAAGUUUUGCUCUUAAAAACAUCGUAUAUAUUAUUUAGACCGAGUAGAGGGAAAAUGUAAUAGGCUUCAUCAUAUUUGUUUGUCUCAGGGACGUUCUGCAGUAAUUGUUCUUUCUUUUACUUUACUAUUUUGGACUCGUGUGUUUUCAUAGAGUUUAAAGAAGUUAUUGAUUUAAUGAGCUAAAUUUUUUAUUUAUAUUUUC
This is a messenger RNA of Nelumbo nucifera (sacred lotus), 4330 nucleotides long. RefSeq lists its product as uncharacterized. Lineage: Eukaryota; Viridiplantae; Streptophyta; Magnoliopsida; Proteales; Nelumbonaceae. The record is from RefSeq and is a predicted model, not a curated record.